Molecule: messenger RNA, 975 nt
Organism: Anisakis simplex (herring worm)
Lineage: Eukaryota; Metazoa; Nematoda; Chromadorea; Rhabditida; Anisakidae
Source: the annotation of a GenBank genome assembly
AUGCUUCAAUGGCAAAUUGGUAAUGUUGAAUUUUCGUGUGGUGCAAAAUUGGACGACGUGUCAGCACGUCACUGGGAUCAGAACGAAGCAGUUGCACAGUUCGCUGGCGAGCAUGCAUUGCUGACGGAUGGCUGUGCUGAGCUGAUUCGUAGAAUGGCUGAGGGCACCGAUAUACGAUGUAAUCAUCAGGUGACUAGAAUUGAAUGGAAAUCUCGUAAGAAGAUUAUAGUGCGAUGUGCGAAUGGUAAGAAAUACAGUGCUGACAAGGUGAAGAAAACUUUUGAUAUCGUGACUGGUUUGAAUUUUUCGUUGUGCACUCAGUGUGUUCUCAUCACAGUACCAUUAGCAGUUUUACAAAAGGAACGAAUAUCAUUUGCACCUGAAUUGCCAGUAGCAAAACGAGCUUCGCUGAAACGUCUCGGAGCUGGACUCAUCGAAAAAGUUGCUGUCCGAUUUCCUCGAAGAUUUUGGUCAUCAAUUCUGAGAAGCGAUGGAACACUCGAUUAUUUCGGUCACGUACCGAAAGAAGCCUCCGAAAGGGGGCUCUUUAAUAUGUUCUACGAUUUUUCGAGUCGAAGUUCAAAGAAUCCGCAAUACGUGUUGAUGUCGUAUGUGUGUGGAGAGUCGGUGAAUUUAGUGAAUGAGAAGAGUGAUGUUGAAGUUGUUGAUGUUUUUGUGGAUACGCUCAGGGAGAUGUUCCCUGAUGAGCACAUUCCUGAUCCGGACGGGUGUGUGGUGACACAUUGGGGUCGUGACCCAUUUAUCGGGAUGUCCUAUUCGUAUAUUCGUGUUGGUGGCAGUGGUGAAGAUUACGAUACUGUUGCAAGUGAUGUGGAGCAGAAGCUUUUCUUCUCUGGAGAGGGUACCAACCGUUUCUUUCCACAAACGAUGACCGGUGCUUAUGUAAGUGGUCUACGCGAAGCGGGUAAAAUUGCCGAAUAUUGGACGAGGAAACGCCCUGAAAAUGAUUCUUGA